AUGGACGAAAACGACCUCGCUGAUAACCACAACAUUGAUCCUGACAGUGACGACAUGCUGACUCAGCCCUCGGAGAUUCUCGCCAGACAUUGUGAGGAGAAUGGGCGCAAGUACCACGGGUUCAAGGACGGCAAAUAUGUUCUGCCAACGGACGAGGAAGAGCUGCAGCGCCAAGGUCAGCCGAAUACCAGUACCAUUUGUGUCUCGCUACCUUCGGCGCGCAUGCCUUCGCUCCCUUCAGGAAUCUGCACAGAGUGCUUGAUGUGGGCUGUGGCCGCGAUUGAUGAUCUGGAGGAGCCGUGGACCUUUAGCUUCAAGUACGAUUACAUCCAUGUUUCAAUGAUGACGGGUGCUUUCCGAGACUGGUCAAACUUUUACUAUCAGGCGUUCCAUUUUUUGAAGUCGGAGGGAUGGGUCGAGAUUCAGGACAUUGACUUUCCCCUUCAGUGUGCCGAUGGUUCUCUCCCCAGCGACAGUGCUAUGAGGAGAUGGAGCGAUCUGAUGUUGGAGGCUAGCCGAAAGUCUGGCUAUCUCCUGGACACUUGUGGAAAGGCGGCCGAGCUGAUGAGAGAGGCUGGGUUUGUCGACAUCGUCCGAGUCCCAUACAAGUGGCCCAUCGGGCCGUGGCCCAGAGACCCAAGCCUCAAGCAGUUGGGAGCUUGGGUGUUUGAGAACUUCCAUGGCGGAAUCGAGACCAUGUCACUGGCCCUAUUCACUCGGUUUCUCGGCUGGAGCCUCGAUGAGGUCAGGGCAUUUGCUGAAGAGGCCCGAGCCGAGCUUUGCAACAGGAAUUUCCAUACGUACUUUGACAUGUAUGUCACAUACGGCCGCAAGCCGUAG
This is a messenger RNA of Grosmannia clavigera kw1407, 840 nucleotides long. RefSeq names its product sam domain protein. The record is from RefSeq and is a predicted model, not a curated record. The coding region runs from base 1 to 840 and encodes 279 amino acids. The transcript has 7 exons. NCBI's taxonomy places the organism in Eukaryota, Fungi, Ascomycota, Sordariomycetes, Ophiostomatales, Ophiostomataceae.